Balaenoptera acutorostrata (minke whale) is the source of this 1328-nucleotide messenger RNA. RefSeq names its product cAMP-dependent protein kinase inhibitor gamma (gene PKIG). Gene Ontology annotation, molecular function: cAMP-dependent protein kinase inhibitor activity. The coding region runs from base 370 to 909 and encodes 179 amino acids. Gene Ontology annotation, biological process: negative regulation of cAMP-dependent protein kinase activity. The transcript is spliced from 6 exons. The record is from RefSeq and is a predicted model, not a curated record. NCBI's taxonomy places the organism in Eukaryota, Metazoa, Chordata, Mammalia, Artiodactyla, Balaenopteridae. Gene Ontology annotation, cellular component: cytoplasm; nucleus.
GGUCGCCAAGGCAACGGGCUCCGCUGCGCUCGGCGGGCGCCAGGCAGCCCGGGGGAGGCGCUGCGGGCCAGCGGCCCGGGCUCGGCUGGCGGCGGGACGGCAGGAGACGCGGAGAGAGGGAGAGAGAGAGGGCACGAGAGAUCCUGCCUGCACCCCUGGCCCGCUCUGCUAAUCUUGCUUACCCUCGGAAGGGAGGCGUUCUGAAUGCUGGCUUCUUAAAUUUGACCUUCCCUUCUGACUGAGGACCGCUGGACUUUGAAGGAGCUCUCUGCUCUUAAUUUCCAUAUUGAUUAGUCAACAGUGGAAAAUCUGAAGAGAUGCGAGCUGGAAAAAGAAACUAAACCAGGCCUGAAGAGCGAUGCGACAGGCAUGAUGGAGGUCGAGUCCUCCUACUCGGACUUCAUCUCCUGUGACCGGACGGGCCGCCGGAACGCAGUCCCUGACAUCCAGGGAGACUCCGAGGCCGUAAGCGUACGGAAGCUGGCUGGCGACAUGGGCGAGCUGGCCCUCGAGAACGCAGGAACUACCGUUUGCCGAGCACAUGCUGGGACUCUAGACACCCCACGCAAAUAUCCUGACCCUCACCAGCUACAAAAGGACAGGCGGAGGUGGGCACCCCAGACAAGGAAGGCAGCAAUCAGCCCAAGAGCAGCGAUGGGACCACCUCAUCUUGAACAUGACCUUGCCCGAGGAGGCUGGAAGAGAGACGCGCCGUGGACGGAAAGCCCUGGCACUGGCCCGGCAGCCUUUCCGCUGAGCAACGUGUUCCAGGCAAGCCAGGCCAGACUGAAAGGCAGCCCCAGAGGCUCCCAUGGCCCCUACCCUGGGAAGGCCCUCUGCCCACACCCCCAGGCUCCACGCUCCCACCACCUCCUCACUCGCCCGGGGUACACUUUCAAGACACUGUAACCACAGGAUGUUAUUUAUUCAGCAGGUGCUGGGACUCGGGGGCUGGGUCCUGCCACCUGGGUGAACAGCCUGGGCAGGGACCGCAUUCUAGCUCUGCCCCCUCUUCUCCAACCCAGCCAGCCUUCUGUGUCAGGACCUUCUUACCCCUUUUUUAAGAAGCACUUUUAAACUUUUUAGAAACUUUAAACCUUUUCUCAGCAGAGAGGGAGGGAGCUGACAAUUUACCUUUUAUUUUGGAAGCCAUUGUAAGUUAAACUUUUUGACCAUCUAUGCAGCUCUGAGGUUCCCCUAUGGAGCUUCACAGAUCUAUUUUUAGGGAAGGGAUCUUGUGCUCAAAACUCUCUGAUUAACUCUUUGCCCUUUCUACCAAGAUAAGUGACACCUAGGACCCAGGAAAUAAAUGCUGAUGAUUUGUGUGA